Molecule: messenger RNA, 1251 nt
Organism: Clonostachys rhizophaga
Lineage: Eukaryota; Fungi; Ascomycota; Sordariomycetes; Hypocreales; Bionectriaceae
Source: the annotation of a GenBank genome assembly
AUGACAGCAGCCAUGAGAGACGAGACUAGGGUAGAAAUCGACACCCAGCAUAGCCCAGGCAUCUUGAAACGGCUUGUCAGUCGCGUGCGCAAUAACAGCUCCAGCAAUAGCAGCAGUAGCGGCAACAGCAGCAGCAGCAACGACUAUGCUGCCCGCAAGCCGUCCACCAGCCCCGUUCGACGAGGCACCGUCGACAGCGACGACAGCCAAUGCGACCCCAAGUGCAAGCGCCUCACGCCCAGCCCACACUCCAAGCCGAAGCCUCAGCAGAAACCGAGCAAGCCGCAGAAGCAGCAUCACCAGCCCACUACCGCCAUUCCCUACAGCCGCAGCGGAUACGCGCCGGCCCCCAAGAAGAAGUCCGUCUCGUCCGCCUCGUCCGGCCACAGCGCCGAGAUCGCCCUGUCGCGGGAGCUAUGGGACGAGGCGUACGACGCCCUGCGGCUCGACCCCAGCACCAAGAGCCUCGUCGUGACCUACGAGGCCAUCAUCUCCCAGGAGCUAUCGGAUGACCUGAAGUUGGCCACCCGCUCCACCCUGUCUCCGCCCGGCGGGGAUACCAACCGCCGGAUGGAGCUCAUGAGUGCCAUUACCAGGGCAGGGCUGAGCAAGCGCAAGGGCAGCAAGCCCAGCCAGGCCGACGACGUCCCCAAGAUUCUACUCGACAGCACCAGGCGCACCGUGGAGACGGCUUGGGACGAGUACCCCUCUGCCGCCCUGGCCUGGUCUGGGCUGUCCAUCCUCACUCCUUUACUGAUCGACCCGAUUCUACGUCACGACGAGUUCCGAAAGGGCAUGGUCCACGUCAUCGGCCGGAUCCAUUGGUACAUGCACCUCACCUACCUCCUGCAGUGCCCGUCGUGGCACGACGCCGAGGACCUCGCCGCGCGGCAGGACGAGCUGGCGGCGCGGCGCACGCGGGCGCGCGAUGAGGUGCUCCGGCUGUACAGGCGGGUGCUCGAGUUCGAGAUGAACUGCGUGUGCGCAUCGGCGAGCGCGUGGAACUCGGCGGCGCGGCACAUGGUGCGGUGGAACUCGCUGGACAAGCUCAACGAGAGCAUCGUGGAGGCGGACGGCAAGGUGAGGCGGCUGGUCGAGGAGUUGGUCGUGGAGGGGGCGAUGAGGACCCGGAUGCUGGCCUGGGAGGCGGAUCUGGACCUGGACGCGCUGGUGGUCAAGACGGCCAUGCAGGAGGAGGAGAGGCGGAUGAUGGAGGAGCGGCGAGGGGAGGAGCAGUCUCGGGACGCAUAG